CAGGAACUGAAAUAUCGGCCUGACUCCUUCGGACAUCGCUCGUCUUUCUUCUCCCUCUUCCUUCAGCGGAACUUGAGAUUGUGCGCGAAGUACGAUCAAUUGCCCAGUUGGCGUGUCAACCUGUCUCUGGCGCGUUACACCGGGCAGUUGCUGCAGCAGACGAGACCUUCCUCUCAAAGACUGCUGCCCCUCCUUGCCCACUUCUCCGUUUCCUGCUUGCCUCUGCCUCUGCAGACAGACUCGGCCAGACCCGAGUUGCGAAGAGCUGACCAACCCGUCAAUUGCUCUAUUAAGAAAGCGACUUCGACGCCGCUUCCGUAAGCAAGACCACCACACUUCACGGUGGACCACCAACGAAACAUCACCACCACAGCGCAGACGGCCUCGAGUUUCAAUUACCUCGAGCCAGACUCGGCGAAGCUUUCCGAACCCUUCGCCGUUGCGGACGCCGAAUUGGUUUUGAACCCGUGCGGCAACCCGAAGGACACCGCAGCAAUGACGAACAUGGCCCGACACGGCUCCGUCGGUGCCUUCAGCGGGUUCUCCGUGAGCCAGCCGGCCCUCGGAGCGGCCCUGCAGUGGCUCCCCGCUAUUGGCACCCCCGAACUUGACGAGAUGAUCAACGCGUUUCUUCCCGGGCCCGCUUCGAUCCAGGACAAGCGUGCCCACAUCUCAAUGGACUUCUUCGAAUACUCGCGACGGACGGGCGAGAACUUCAAGUUCUACCCCGUUCCUUCCGGGUCCUUCACCCCCGUCACCGCAUCACCAGCUACCUCCGCGCUCUACGACUCGGGCUACGCAUCGAGCUUGAACUACUCCUCCGUGCUGUCCCCUGCCCCGGUCGCCCUGGCGCCUUCCGAUGGGAGGACGCAGUCCCGCUCAUCUGCCUCCAGGAAGUCCAGCUCGUCCAGCUCACGGCGAGAGACCGUGGACUUUGCGAACCAUCCCGGCAUGCGCAUCCUGACCAAGGAUGGACGGGACGUCACCAACUCGGCUUCCCGAGGCUGCAAGACCAAGGAGCAGCGUGACCAUGCUCACCUCAUGCGCAUCAUCAAGGCUUGCGACGCGUGCCGGAAGAAGAAGGUCCGCUGUGACCCCAGCCACAGGAAGCGCAACGCCUCGCAGUCUUCGCCGUCGUCGCAGCCUGAGCAAAAGCCCGUGAAGCGGUCAAGGAAGGCAGAAGAGUCGCCCCCUGUCACCGUGGCAGAUGCCUCGGCGGACUUAUUCGCUGGGGUCUUGAACGCCCCCGAGGUCGCUCUCACGUUCCCGGCUGUGGAUGCUGGCUUCCCUCAAGACCUCGACGAGUUUUGGAACGACUUCAUCACCUUCGAUCCAGAGCCGGCCCCGGUUGCUGCUGCACCCAACUUCGACGACUUUGUUUUCGACCCCUUCACCGACUCGCAGAACUUCUCCCCAAGCUCUGGGUCUUCGUCCACCUCUCCGUCACAAACCUUCACGCCGUUCACCCCGGCGCCUUCUGGCGGCUCCCCGGCAACUGCAUCUGAUGCUGCGGCUGAUUUGGCUGGCGGAUUCUCACUCCAGGACCCGACUGUCCCCUACCUCAAUCCGGGUGUUGCCCACGGCACCAACUACAUCGACUUCAACCUCUAUUCGCCCGGUCCUGAAAUCAUCGACGAUGAUCCUGUUCUUCAGCUGAGGGACCUUACCAGCCGACAACCGUCACCACAAUCUCACGAGCUCGCCCAAGCAUAUGCCAUUCACAAUUCGCCGCGUGCCCUUGCUGCCGAGCCUGUAAUACAUGCACCCAUCUCUUGGGCCACAUCCGCAGGCGACCGACCUGUUGACGAGAGACCCGCCAUCGCCGCCAGCUCAAUUGACGGCGCGUGGUACUAUGAUCCUGAGCCGAGCUUCCGUGAACGAGACCGCACCUCUGGCAGGUCGUCGACGCUCAGACAAUUGAACACCAAUCACAACAGGCUUGCCGGUUCGGAGGCAGGCGUUCCUUGCCCGUCCAGCGAUGGCCGCAUUACCCAUGGCGAUGCUUCUGAGAUCGGGCCUCUUCUCCCGGUUUCUUCUACCGCCAUGCACAGCGAGUAUCACAACGGUGGAGCGCCCAGCACUGUGUUUGCCCGUGCUGCACAGUCGUCGGUUAGUCCGUGCACGUCACCUGGACCUCGGAGGCUAGAACCCGCCACUGUUGCUGGCCCCGCAUCCUCCACCGUUGAAGCGGCUGUUUCGACCGACGCCGUCUCGCCUCGCACGAUUUCUCAGCUCGCCACGGCUGCAGCUUGGCAACCGCGCCUCCUGCGUGCGACCGGUUCAACGUCCUCGGCAGCUUCCAGCCAGCCAUGCCAUGGUGUUGUCGACGGCUCGCUGGGCAGCGCUGCUCGCCACGACCAGGGUUGCGUAAGCAGCUCCCUGGCGAGCCAGCUGCUCCCUGGCCGCGAGCUUGGGUCGUCUGCCCUCGUCGAUGCACUGCGCGGCGUCCAACUGGACGUUGGAGCAGCCCAUGCGAUGUUGAGGACCACGGUGUUCUCGACCCUGCCAACACGGUGCAACGUCGCUGGGGAAGGUGUGAUCAACAACACAUUCUUCUUCCAGCUUGCCGUGUUUGGUCUUGUCUCUCUUCUCUGCGCCCGCGCUCUGCAGGCGCUCCUGGCAGAUCAAGUCAACCUCGUCAACAUUCUUGCCAUCAGCAGCAUAUCUCUGGCCCGGCUGGCACCUCGGUGCGCCGGGCCGCCGAGCGUGGCGUUGCCUGUCUCGAAAACCUUGCCGUCACCACCACCGUCGCCGUCCGGCAUCGUUGGCCAAGUCCGGUCGACGAUCCAGUCUGUCACCGGGAGCCUAGGGGCCCUCCGGUGUACGGUGUCACGGCGGGUGAGGAGAAUUGUCCCUCGCCUGCCAUCGGUGCAAACCUGGAGGUUGCAAUAACCUCCUGUGUUCAUCUGGGCAAGUGUUUUGAUAUGCAUGUGAUGUUUCUGGUUUGUUGUUAGCGAGUGCAUUUUUGACUAUGAUACCCCAGGGCUGGAUUAGAGACAUGUGGUCGUCCUCUUCUCUUCCUAUGCAUGUACUAUAUUCGAGGCUUGCUUGCUCUGCUUAGCGAUGGCAGGCGAGUGUGGUUUGUGGUUGCGGAUGGGUCGGGGGGAGGACGAAGCUUGGUGGUCUGUGAGGGCCCGACUCCGAGGCGUUGCUGCCCUUGCUACUCCUUUGACUGGGCUUCGGACUGUCGGGCCAGACAGCAGGUAGCUCGGCUCUUCGGGCUUGACAAUUGAAGGUCUUCACAGGCCAUCGUUAAUUUAUUUCAGCCUGUCCCUUUAGCGUGGUGA
Messenger RNA from Thermothielavioides terrestris NRRL 8126, 3287 nucleotides. RefSeq lists its product as uncharacterized. Gene Ontology annotation, molecular function: zinc ion binding; DNA-binding transcription factor activity, RNA polymerase II-specific. The record is from RefSeq and is a predicted model, not a curated record. NCBI's taxonomy places the organism in Eukaryota, Fungi, Ascomycota, Sordariomycetes, Sordariales, Chaetomiaceae. Bases 505 to 2892 code for a protein of 795 amino acids. The transcript has a single exon. Gene Ontology annotation, biological process: regulation of DNA-templated transcription.